UCUCAAAAUCUCAAUUGUGACCACGACUUACUCACAUCAAUCGACGACAUGCUGAUAUAUUCUUAUGAGUUUAUUUUUAAUGAUUCCUGGAAAAACCCAACAAAUGCCAUUUGAAUAAUAAUAUUUAAAUUUUUGUUAUUUCACAACUACACUCAACAAUCGACAAUUAGUAACAAACUAACAACGACAACAAUCAAUGAAGAGUUGACGAGUAACGACGUGCCGAGUACAAAACUACAAAGUUAUUCUUAUAUGAGUGUUUUUCAAUUAUUUCUGGAUAGACGCCGUUUGAAUAUUUACUUGUUUUUGAUAUUCGACAACAGUCAAAUACCACUAACGACGUGCCGAGUCCCGAGUGUCGUUUUAUUUUGAUUUUUUUUUUAAUGUGUUCUUGACAAAAAUCAUUAGAACAUUUAGUUUUUGUUGUAAUAGUAACAUGACCGAUCAGUGCAUCAAUUAUAAUUGCCAAUCAAAACCUAAAAGCAAGCUGUUAGCUGCCCAACAAUCCGUGUGCAAUUAUUAUAAUGUUCAGUUCAAGUCAUAUAGCCAGGUAUGUGGGGCCUGUUUGCAGAAAAGUAUGAUAUAUUUUGAGAAGAUCGGUAAGCGGAUACAAAACCUAGAAUGUAUACUUGAAGACAGACUUCCAAAAAGAAGCAUCAGUAGUGUUAUUGAGUUAUCAGACUCUGACGACGAUAAUCCAACAACUGAAAAACCAAACCCGCAAAAAGCUAAGGUGACGACAUCAUUGAUCACAGCCUUGAACACUACUGUCAAACCAUUGAUCGCUAAACAAGAAGAAUUAUGCGAUAGCCAUUUGAUUUCUAAAAAAUCCAAAAUGGCUACUGGAAAUGAACUAUUAAAUAAUUUAAUGCUGACAGCAGAUAAAGGACUCACACGUCUAUACAAAAAUAUGUAUAAGUUUGAUAGUCAAAUUAUGUUUAAAUUAGACAAAGAGAUAAAUAUUAUAGAUAAUAACGAUAUAGCCAUURUAACACAUAAACAGUUACCUGAUUUGCAGAAUGAUUUACCUGUAGAAGGCAAACUACUAAGGUACUUAUUAAAACAAGGUGACAAAGUGUAUGCGAUGAAAUUUUCACAACUGCAGCCGUGGGUUGAGGCAACUAUUAAAUCAGCAGUUAGUGAUACAUAUUAUAAUAUUACAUUUGACGAUGGAGAAGAAAAAGUUUUAAAUUAUAAAAAUUUAGCAUACAUAAAUACUACAAGCCAAGCACAGUAUCCAGUAGGCAGUAGAGUGAUCGCCAAAUUCCAAGAUAUGAACAUUCAAUUAACGGACAAAUUCUAUGUUGGAGUAAUAGCAGAACCGCCAAAAUGUCUCAACAAUUUCAGAUACAUGAUAUUCUUUGAUGAUGGAUAUACACAGUAUGUAUACCAUAAGAAUAUUCGCCUUGUGUGUGGUGAGUCGCCGAAUGUGAGUGACGAUGUGCAUGAAAAUGUUCGAGAAUUUGUCAAGGAGUAUCUACAAAAUUAUCCAGAACGGUUUAUGGUAAAGUUUAAUAAAAACCAAGUAGUACGCACAGAACUAAACAAUAUAUGGUGUUUAGCCAAAGUGAAAAAUUUAGAUGCUUCACUAGUCCAGUUAAAAUUCCUUGAUCUCAAGAAUGAACACACAGAAUGGAUGUAUCGAGGCUCAAAUAGAUUAAGUCCAAUAUACAAUCAAUUAAGUAGUAACAAUAAAGAUAAGCGUGUACGUGGUACGGUAUUGACUGAUGUUAAUAAGUUAUUAAAUCGGCCAUAUAUUGAAUUAGAAAAUGAAAAGACUGAAAAUGAAAAAAGUGUUGAUAUUGUUAACAGUGAUGACACUCGAAAAAUGCAGAAACCUCAUGAAAAUAAUGGUAUAAUUAAAUUAAUUGAAAUACCAGCAAACUGCCCAAAACCACUUCCAUACAAGCACCAUCAGUGUUCUCAUUUGUGUAUGUUAUGGGUUCACUACGACUACAGUCAAACAAAGCAUAUGAAUGUUUUAAGUAUUCCAUUACAUUAUGGAUUUAUGAGGUCUAUAAUAACAGAUGAAAAAUCAAAAUUAAAAAAAGUAGUUUAYACCACUCCUUGUGGGUGUAAAAUAGCUAAUGAAGACAGAAUGUACAAUUAUUUGAAAGUGACAGCAUAUGGUAAUAGUCAAAUGACUAUAGAUUUAUUUAAUUUUGAUUGUAUGGUGGAUCCAUUGUCUUCAUUUAGUGUACCAAAAGAGUUUAUUUGUAUACAGGACAUAUCUUAYGAGAUGGAAUUUAAAACAAUAAGUGUUUUCAACAGUUUAAAUGACUUGGUACCAAAACACAUAAAGUAUAUAACUGAACGCAAAACUACCCCCAGCGUUGAUUUGAAUCUAGACUCAAAAUUUUUAUGUGGAUGUGAUUGUAUAGAUAAUUGUGAAGACAAAAAUAAAUGUUCCUGUUGGCAACUUACCUAUGAAGCUUCAAAAAAUUAUCCCAAUAGUUUCAAAGACCCUGAUAUUGGCUACAUUUUCAAACGGCUAUACAACCGCGUACUCACRGGUAUUUUUGAAUGUAAUGCUAGUUGUAAAUGUGAGAAAACUUGUUUAAAUCGUGUUGUUCAGGAACCACUAAAGACUUCACUACAAUUGUUUUUAACUGAAAAAAAAGGCUGGGGGGUCAGAACGCUURCUGAUAUUCCCAAAGGCAGUUUUGUUUGUACAUAUCUUGGAGAGGUUCGUACUGAAAAAGAUACUGAAAAUGAUAGUGCUAUAAAUUGGGGUGAAUAUCUAGCAGACUUGGAUUUUCUUGAAACAGCUGAAGAUUUCAAAGAUGGAUAUGAAAGUGAUGUGAUCCAGUCUGAAGACGAAAGUGAAAAUUAUUCUAGUUCAUCUGGCGAUGAAGAAUUUAAUCCUAGUUGGGCAAUCAAGCGUAAAAUGAGUAUGUUUGAAUCUAGAAUGUCAUUAAGAAAGAAUUUACAAGAUACAAAUACAAAAAUUGAUGGAAAACAUGAACUGUCUAAGUUAAAUACUCAGCAAGGAGUUGAAAGUAAACACAAAUCUUUGCUAAGACGCUUAUAUAACGAUUAUGACUCCUACACAUUGGAUGCUAAGGUUAAUGGAAAUAUAGGUCGGUAUUUUAAUCAUUCCUGUGACCCAAACAUAUUUAUUCAAAAUGUUUUUAUCGAUACACAUGACCUUAGAUUUCCAUGGGUGGCAUACUUUGCACUAUCAAAUAUAACAGCAGGAACCGAACUAGUAUGGGAUUAUAAUUACAUUAUUGGAAGCGUGAAGAACAAAGUCCUUCAGUGCUACUGUGGAUCAAAAAAUUGUAAAGGUAGACUAUUAUAAUUUUCAUUAAUUGUAAUCAAUAUCUUUGUGCCUAAUUAUUAAUUUUUUAUUUUACAUAGAACAUACAAAUUUUUUAUACUUCAUUACUUCAAUCAUCURCCUAUGUGUGUGAAUAAUUAUUAUAUAAAAAGUUAGAAGUAUUUGACUUUGUAUUUUAAAAUGUUUUUGACUUCAAUCUUUGA
This is a messenger RNA of Diuraphis noxia (Russian wheat aphid), 3483 nucleotides long. RefSeq names its product histone-lysine N-methyltransferase eggless-like. NCBI's taxonomy places the organism in Eukaryota, Metazoa, Arthropoda, Insecta, Hemiptera, Aphididae. Gene Ontology annotation, cellular component: nucleus. Gene Ontology annotation, biological process: heterochromatin organization; negative regulation of gene expression. Gene Ontology annotation, molecular function: protein binding; zinc ion binding; histone H3K9 methyltransferase activity. The record is from RefSeq and is a predicted model, not a curated record.